Molecule: messenger RNA, 2069 nt
Organism: Conger conger (European conger)
Lineage: Eukaryota; Metazoa; Chordata; Actinopteri; Anguilliformes; Congridae
Product: C-type lectin domain family 4 member E-like
Exons: 6
Coding region: 81-974 (297 amino acids)
Source: RefSeq, a predicted model, not a curated record
CAAACAGAACAAUAAUACUGACAUAGACAGACACAAAAACACAGGAUCCAUUGGUAGAUACAAAGAAUAAGCCUGAGCAUAUGGAUAAGAAAGUGACCACUGAAGAUGUUAAUGAGCUCAGAUUUUCCCACUGCUACUCCAAAACAAGGGACAAAGUUUUCAUGGUUAGAGCCACAAACGGACCCAGCUCUCAAAUUUUCAGGGUGACUACAGUGAUCCUUGGGAUACUGUGUGCUGUAUUGAUGGCCACUGUAAUCGGUCUGUGCAUCAGCUUUAAAGGACUCACCGAGAAGCACAUUUUACUGUCACAGAAUUCAGUGGCAAACAACAACCUGACGCUACUGAUGACCAACUAUGCCCACCUGACCUCAAGCCUCAUGACGUUGCAGACAAACUAUCAGGAAGUCAUCAGUUUCAAGGACAGCAUGCAGAGAGAAAGAGAUAGGGACAGGCAGGUGCAGAACCUUCUGCAAGAACAGAAGGAGUCCCUGCUGAGCAAACAAGCAGAACUUCGUUCACGUGUCACUGAACUGGAACAAAGCUGUUCACGUUGUCCAGCGGGAUGGGAGCUUCUGCAGUCCUCCUGUUAUUUCUUCUCUCCGGUUGAUACUCGUGAAAGGCUAUCAUGGUAUCAGAGUCGUGAGAGAUGCAACACAUCUGGAGCUGACCUGGUGGUGAUAGACAGCCAAGGAGAGCAGGAGUUUAUCCAGAGAAUCUUAAAGGGAAAGAGGGUAAGCCCUGGCGAAGGAUACUGGAUAGGACUGAGCGAUGUCCAAACAGAAGGAGAGUGGAAAUGGUUGGAUGGAACAGAGCUAACCCAAGGGUUCUGGUUGGAUGGGGAACCGAAUGAUCAGCAUUCUAGAGAAGAUUGUGCUGGUACCUACAAAAAAGAAAACCCCUUAAAGACCUGGAAUGAUGCUCCAUGUAGCUACCCAUUGAAAUGGAUAUGUGAGAUGAAGAUGAAUGAGCCCUAGACAUCAUACACAAAAUAAUAGUGGCUGGGGUUCUAUAUCUGGAGAAACAUUAAAAUAUAUCACCUUAAUCCCCAAAACCCAGCAGUUUUUCAGAAACUGCUGAAGAAUACAGGACACUAAAUAUACACAUCGCACAGCUUUUAGGAUGAGUAAAAUGUCAAUGCUAUGAUUUAUUGAGCAAAUUAAUCCACACAAACACGCACAAAGAAACAUCUGAAUUUGCAAUUACAAAAAAUGCAGUGCUCUCAACCCAGAAUUCAGAACUGAUUCAGAACUGGAAUGCAAGUAUACCGCCCACAGUAGGGCCAUUGAACAGAAGAUUGAUUAAAGGAAAAAACACCAUUUAUUAAUAAGAAUAUUAAAUAUAUAAUAUAUAUUAAUAUCAAUGUAACACCACAAUUGCAGAAAUCACCAUGCCUACCAGGAGACUGUUGAGCAGUUAACAGUAGCUGAAUGUUUCAUUAGGCUUCCCUUCAGUGCCAUCCAAAGAAAACUCCCACAUUUCACACUACCCUCCAGUCUACCAGUAAGUCCUGGUCAGAACAUCCACUGUUCACCCAUCACCAUGAGAACCACCCUCCCCAGCACACACAGUGGCAGGAGUAUUAUUUCUUAGCGCAAUUGCAAGUGGGCAUGCCCUAAUGAUUGUACUCGUCAUUUCCGCAAAUAGGUCUCAUGUAAUGGUCCUUUUUAAGCAAUAUUAAAGAAAUAAGGUCCUGCUGUAAUUAGUCCUCUCUAAAAAAAAAUAUGGUUGAAAUCAAAUCAGUGCUGUCAUCAUGAUAUGUAACUUAAUUUUGUAUUCCCUAAUUUAGUCUAAUUUUGUUGUUUUUGUCCUGCAUAAUUGUAUUCAUUAUUCAUAAGAAUCUGGAUCACUUGCCAAUGGGACUGCAACAGAAAAUUAGCUCUGGAGCUAAAUCUGGCCCUCCAUGCAUUGAUGUGACUACUGAUAUGUUGAUUGCUGUGCACGGUCUCAUAUAUAUAAAUAAAGACGGUUAUCUUUAAUUUGAGGGUAUUUACAUUUAUUUCCACGGUUCUAUCUGUAUAACUUAUUUUAAGAUGGCAUUGCUUAGUUCCUUAUUUGGUAACACGUAGGCG